Messenger RNA from Carassius carassius (crucian carp), 1236 nucleotides. RefSeq names its product BCL2 like 16 (gene bcl2l16). Gene Ontology annotation, molecular function: protein homodimerization activity; protein heterodimerization activity. Gene Ontology annotation, cellular component: mitochondrial outer membrane. The coding region runs from base 355 to 951 and encodes 198 amino acids. The transcript is spliced from 3 exons. Gene Ontology annotation, biological process: intrinsic apoptotic signaling pathway in response to DNA damage; extrinsic apoptotic signaling pathway in absence of ligand; regulation of apoptotic process. NCBI's taxonomy places the organism in Eukaryota, Metazoa, Chordata, Actinopteri, Cypriniformes, Cyprinidae. The record is from RefSeq and is a predicted model, not a curated record.
CAAAUGACUGAGCAUGCAAACAGUAUCUGUUACAGACAAGGGAACUAAAUAUAUUCUGAGCCGGACAACGACAUGCACAUGUAAAUCUCACAGACAUCAGCUCACUCUAGAGAAUCUCCAGUAGGACACUGUACUUCUAUCAGCUGUUAACUAAUCCUGAUUGUUUGGCUGUGGCAGGAUUCAGUUCUGCGCAAGAAGGCAAUCACUGAGUGCAGAUUACUAAUGACAGUUUAUGUACGAACCAUGGCAUGGAAUGUGACCUAAACAUCUAAAAUGAGUGGGUACUAAAGAGAGGCAGAGUUUGGACAUCGACACUGCCUCCCUCUUGAGGGCAGAUUGUUGUUAUUUAAGGUCAUGGGACUGUCAGAUAAAGCCGUGAUUGGCCGAGGCCUCAAUAGUCCUGACCAAUUAGUGCGUGAGGCCUACCUGAUGGCAUAUGACUAUAUCAACUAUGUGACAGCCAAACCAGGCGUCCUGGUGGGUCCAGCACCAUCCCGUGCCACGGCCGCCCUGCGUCACGCUGGAGAUGAGCUGCUCACUCGCUUCCCCAUCUUCUUUCGCCGCUGGCCGCGUGUUUUCCAGGACGUGACAGACCGAACAGCCUGCUCGACCCUCGUUUCCAUUCUGGAUGAGCACUUUGCACCCACACGACGUAGAGAGCUCGCCUGGAGCGCCGUGCUGUCUGUGUUUGUUCUCUCUGGACAGCUGGCACUGCACUGCCAGGAGAAGGGCAUGUCUGAUAUCCUGCCUCAGAUUCAGGAGUGCGUGGGCAGCUACGUAGAGAGGGUCAUCUGCCCCGAGAUCAGGGACAGAGGAGGAUGGUCAGGUUUUAUCAGUCGGUUCGGCGAGAAGCAGAAUCUCGAGGACCAGGUGAUGAAGGUGUGCUGCUGGUCUCUGCUCCUGCUUGGUGUGGGGAUCUUAGCCUACUUCCUAUGGAGAAGAACAACUUAGACAACUGCGACAUCUGCUGAGAAAAUGUAAUAAGGACAUUCAUGAUUCGCUUGGUUUGUGGUAAGAUUAAGUCAACCGAUUUACUGGUUUUUAAGCUAUUAACACAAAUUGUUAUAUAAUAACUAUGAAAAAUAACCAAUCCCUUGUUAAUAAAUACCAUGUUAUCAACAGUUGUUUCCAGUUAAAACAGCUCUAAUUAUUCUGUGCUGGACAAAUAUAGUUAUGACUUAAUUUUACCGAAGCUAAUAUUCAUGUUAAAAUACCAAUUAAAACAUUUUGACCGCA